CGUCGACAGCGAGCACCGUAAUCUAGCAAUUCAUGUUACGGACCGCAUGGGCUGUAGGUCAGUCGUUGGCGCCUUUGAUGUGUUUGUGUCAUUUGUUUGUCUGGUUGUUCGUCGUGGCCUUUUGCCGGUGUUUCUUCUCUCCAAUCAAAACUGGGCUCGGAUGGGUUAGUGGGUAUUCGACGGCUUAAUUCUUGAUUUCGUCAUCUAGUACAGAAUGGAGUAGCGGCUGCGUCUGCAGCAAACGAAUCAAUAUUAUAGUGGAGGGACUUCG
Messenger RNA from Amoebophrya sp. A25, 271 nucleotides. The record is from the annotation of a GenBank genome assembly. Lineage: Eukaryota; Dinophyceae; Syndiniales; Amoebophryaceae.